Rhodotorula graminis WP1 is the source of this 912-nucleotide messenger RNA. RefSeq lists its product as uncharacterized. The transcript is spliced from 5 exons. NCBI's taxonomy places the organism in Eukaryota, Fungi, Basidiomycota, Microbotryomycetes, Sporidiobolales, Sporidiobolaceae. The coding region runs from base 1 to 912 and encodes 303 amino acids. The record is from RefSeq and is a predicted model, not a curated record.
AUGGACGACAUGCCCAUGGUGCGCCUCCUUCUUCAGCACCGCCUCAAUCGUCCCGCCGACAAGGACGCCAUCGACGCGUUCCUCGCCAAGCACAAGCCGUCGAGCGCCGACACCUCGGUCGGCCCCUGGAUCUGGGUGCGCCUCCCGAGGGAAGGCAAGGACAAGAUGGCCGACGAGCUCAGCGAGGAGGACCACCGCUACUUUGCGCUCACGGCGGCGGGGCGACUGAUCAUCAACGGCCUGAUGGAGAGGCUCGACGAGAUCAAGGCGACAGCUCCUGUCCGCGCCAACAAGGCCAGGGGCCUGCGCUCCCAGAAGGACUUGCGCGAGGAGGCCCACGACAAGUUCAAGGACGACACCAAGGAGCUCGCGCAGAAGCACAACGUCCUCGACGGCAAGUGGCUGCUGCGCCCGACCCCCGAGAACGUCGACUUUGUCUGGAGCAAAAUCGUCCAUGCCGUCGCCGACAAGGACGGCCCGCUCGCCAAGACGGGCGCGGUCCACUGCGCCAAGGUCGCGACGACGUCGAUGGGCGAGCGCAGCACGCACGUCAUCUGCAUCUACUGCGACGACAGUUGGGACGAGCAGGCGGCCGGCGACGUCUUCAAGGUCCUUGUCCGCGACCUCGGCCAGGUGUCGGGGUCGUACAAGCCCGACGUCCUCACCGUCCUCGGCAUCGACUCGAAGCACGCGAGCGGCCUGCCCGUGUCGCUGUACAAGUCGACGACGUUCAUGACCCAGAAGGAGAUCGACGCCGCGCUCGAGGCCGUGUCGAAGAGGGGCGACGCCAAGGUCAAGACGGCCAAGGUCAAGACGCUCGAGGACGAGAAGGCGUCGGGCGCUUCCGACGGGUUCGACCCGGUGUCCGAGUCGGAGGACGACAAGCCGCGCAAGAAGGCGAGGCGCGCCUGA